This is a messenger RNA of Jaminaea rosea, 4070 nucleotides long. RefSeq names its product Rad4-domain-containing protein. Gene Ontology annotation, cellular component: XPC complex; nucleotide-excision repair factor 2 complex; cytoplasm. Gene Ontology annotation, molecular function: single-stranded DNA binding; damaged DNA binding. Bases 394 to 3837 code for a protein of 1147 amino acids. Lineage: Eukaryota; Fungi; Basidiomycota; Exobasidiomycetes; Microstromatales. The transcript has a single exon. The record is from RefSeq and is a predicted model, not a curated record. Gene Ontology annotation, biological process: mismatch repair; nucleotide-excision repair.
GUCGGCGACAUCAAUUUCAAGGUAGAGAAGCCAUUGAGCGAGUGGGCAAGAUCUUGGCGCAAGGAAUCCACAUGCAGCCAGCCUGGAAGUCCUGUCCUCCGUGCAAGAUCCAUGAUGGCACUCGCAAUGCCGACUCACCAUGCUUAAAGGCUUGUCACCAUCCUCCCGUCGAUGCCAUGCGUCAAGGCUCUCAGGGUCGGAGCGUGGGGCAGGGCAGGCGGGUGGAGGCUUCGCGCUUCGCGCUUGGUGCUUCGCGCCGCUUUCCGCUGCUCCCAGAUUGAGCGUCGUCCGUCGAUGGGAUGACGGCAAAGUGCUGAGUCAAGAUUUCCACCCUGACCCACACUGCCAUUACCACGGCCGCUGUAUCAUCGAGCAUACUGCAUCAGCACCACGAUGGCCCGCUCGCGAAGAGCAGGGAAGAAGCAAGAGGCCAUCGAAAUCGUCACGACGGAUGAAGAGGACGCAGAGCUUGAGAUGGAGGACGUGGACACCGCGCGAAUCAGGGUCAAUGGAGACGAUGAAGACGAAGAGAUGGAAGAGGUAGACGUCAGCGCAGAUCCAUACGCGGCAGUCCACCAACAAGGCAGCGGCGACAGUGUUGAUCGUGACGAACAAGAAGACGCCGAGGCCUCGACCUCUCGCGCAUCGACAUCGAAAGCGGCUCCCUUCUCCCUCACCUUCGACGAGGCUCAGCAGCCGUCAACGCCCAAGCGUGCCCGCAAUCUCAACACCGUCACACCUCGGGACCGUGCAGCUCGCCUUGAUGGCCACAAGCUACAUGUCCUUGCCCUCCUCGCCCAUGCCAAGAUGCGUAAUCGCUGGCUCAACGACGAGGACCUGCGCAUCCAGCUCUACAACAUGUUCCCAGCUCCUCUCCGCACAAAGCUGCGAGCUAUCCAUCCGAAGCGUGUGGAGUCGCAGCGCGAGCGCGUUCGCAUGUUCGAGUCGUUCCUCAACGAGCUGGUGAGAUGGUGGGCCGCACGCUUCUACCUCAAUCCGGAUCAGGCGGCCGCUGGCGCCAUACGCCAACCAAGCACCGAUUUGCUCACGGGAGCGUUUCCCCGCCGCGGGAGGAGAGUCGACGGCUGGGCAGUAGAGACACAGCGUGAUCGCGACGAGCGCAAGGCAAAGGAGGAAAAAGACAAAGAGAAGCGUCGCAAGGCUAUCUCUGCUGCGUUGCGUACCGCGGCAAAGGGAAAGGGGAAAGCGAAACCCCCCAAAAUCGACCCACUGCCUCCCAAGAAGCCCUUUGCAGAGGUCACCAUCUUCCCACCCGGGUCAGACCCUUCUGCACGGCCAGCGUACCUCCGCCUCCUUGCUCCACCUGAACCCAUCGCCGGUCCCUCUGACCUCAUCGCAGCGGCAGAAGCACGCGCAGGAUCUCGCGAGACGUCAGCUCAACUUUUUUGCAGCCUCUGUCGGUCGCUCGGGAUACCAGCUCGCCUCGUCAUCUCGCCACAGGUGGCUCCGUGGAGCGUGGGAGCAGGCAAAGUAGCCACAUCGAUGGGCGCUGUGGAUCCUGAGGAGCGAAAGGGAGCGGGAAAGGGCAAGAAGCGCAUGCCGCAGCGUACGAGAACGAGAGCUACGGAUGACGAUACGAGCGACGACUAUGACUUUGAAGACGGGCUCAGAUUGAGUCGUCCGGGAAGCACAGGGGGUAGCUUGGCGGGCAAUGAAUCUGAUACCAGCAAGGUGGGCACGCGUUCGCGCCCAAUGAGCGUGGCUAGCGACGCACCCGCGGCUGAGCAGCACGAAGUAGAGGCUAGCGGCAAUGGCGCCCGAACAAAAGGGAAGGGCAAGGGUAGGGACAAGGGCAAGGACAAGGACAAAGCGGAUGGCGACUAUCGUGACGCAAAGUGGAAGGGCCUGUCCACCCCCCUCGAAGUAGAGUAUCGCCCCAAGCUCCGGCAGUACAAGCCCACCGCCACGAAAGAGACAGCUCUCGAACCUCAGCAGCUAGACGUCGACCCCAUCGAUCUCGACUCGCCGCCCACCAUGUGGGUCGAAGUCUUUUCGAAACCUUUUCAGCGCUGGAUUACCGUCGAUCCGAUCCGUGCUCGCGUCUCGCCGACGGGCAAUAGACACAUGGAGCCCACGUCGAGCGAUCGAGCCAACAAGCUUGUGUAUGUCGUUGCAUUCGAGGAAGACGGGUAUGCGCGCGAUGUAACUGCUCGAUACACCAAGACGCUUCACUCUCGCAUCAGCCGUAUGAGACCACCCGGCGGCACGCGUAAAGGCGGUGGAGGGCCAGACUGGUGGGAGACGGUCGUCUCUGCUCUUCACCGCCCGCAAAGAUUGGAGCGAGAUGCCGUAGAGGACGCGGAGCUCGAGGAAGCCGCAAGUAAGGAGCCGAUGCCAAAUUCUGUGGGCGGCUUCAAAGACCAUCCCGUCUAUGCCCUGGAGCGUCACUUGAAACGUGACGAGGCUAUCCACCCGUACACACAGAUCGGUACCUUCUCCGGCAUCCCCGUCUUCCACCGGCGCAACGUCGUCGCCCUACGCUCUGCACGGCAAUGGUACAACGAGGGUCGCGUCGUGCGAGAAGGACAAGAAGCGCUCAAGUGGGUGAAGAGUCGCGGCUACACUCUUGCGAGCAAGCGUGCCGAGGAGCAAGCCAGGGCAGAAGGGGCUGAAGACCCACAGGAGGGGCUCUACGCUCACUUUCAGACGGAUGUCUACGUGCCUCCGCCAGUCAAAGAUGGCAUCGUCCCCAAGAACCAUUUCGGCAACAUCGACCUAUUCGUCCCCUCUAUGCUCCCCGCCGGGGCGGCGCAUAUUCCACACAACGGCGCGGCCAAGGUGGCAAAGAAGCUCGGUGUCAAUUACGCGGAGGCAAUCGUGGGCUUCGAAUUCCGCAAGCAUCGAUCUCACCCCAAGCUCGUCGGGAUCGUCGUGCCUGAGGAGCAGGAGGAUCUGGUCCUUGAUGCGUACUGGGAGUCGGAGCAUUUGGCUGCUGAGCGCGAAUUGGGUAGGAGGGAGGAGAGGGCGAUCAAGGGGUGGAGGAAAUUGGUCAACGCCUUGCGCAUUGCCAAGAGGGUGAGGGAGCAAUAUGGAAAGGGCGAGGAGGCCGAAGAAGGCGAGCAGGAGGGCGAGGGCAAGAAAGCUGCCGCUGCGCCAGGAGGCUUCAUUGCAGAGGGCGAGGAUGAUGAGGGCGACGCUCCUACGGAGCCUGAGCCGCCCAUUGAGCGAUCGCGCCUUGCGGCUACGCUGGACAGGUACGGUACAUCGAGUGGUCGAGCAGCAGCUGCUGCUGCAGCCAGAGUAGCCAACGAUGCAGACAACGAGCGCAACGGCAGCGAUGGCGAAGCGUCAGGUGACGAUGACGACGACGACGAAGAGAUACCCAACCGAGCCGACGUCCAGGCACGAGAGGAGGAACAACUGAUUGUCGAGCCUGGGGGAGCAAUCGUCUCCUUGGCCGACCUGGCCGCUCAAGGACGCGCAAGGCGAGUGACGGAGCUGGAAGACGCUGCUGCUGCUGCUUCUCCAGCAAGCGUGAAGCGUCGCAAGAUCAUCGUACGCAGUAACAGCAACAGCAAUCGUUCCGGACAAGCGACUACUGCGGCUUCUUCUCCCGCUUCAGCACCUGCCCGCGGUCGCCCACGCCGUACGGCAGCUGGGCCCCAAACCAAGAAGAAGGUUCCUCCUGCUAAGCGACGUCGGCGAGGCCGAGGCGCCUCUUCGUCCGAAGAAGAAGAGGCCACCUCGAGUGACGAUGAUAUCUCAGCCCCGGCUCCACCCGCGUCGCGCCCACGAUCUACUCGAGCCGCCGCCUCGAGAGCUAGGACAAGGGGCUCACUGCGCGAGCGGGACGAUGAUGAAGGUGAGGAAGACUGAAGGGAAUGAAGUGGCUUGCUCGAUUUGUGAGCGAAUGGAUGCGACGCCCUCGCUCUGGGUCUGCGUGCGGGCCAGUAUGCAAUGCAGGGCGACGCUUGCUGCUUCUGCUGCUUGUUUCUAUCUUCCUGUCAAUCUUCUACCGAUGGCGUCGUGCGAUCCCGUCCGAUCCCUACGUACCAAUGCAAGUCACAUCCGUUUCUUCUUCAAUCAAUCAAUCAAUGAAGCGCGAUCAG